UCUUUCAGUACACCAGACAGUUCUUGUUCGACAACUCGGAAAUUAACACAUGUUUAAAAAUGUAUUCCUUUUAAUCAUGUGUUUGUGCACAUCGUACCCCUCUCAAAAUGGAUAAGCUGUUGUUUACAGAAUGAAUAAACUGUUUACCAUCACUGCACCCAAGAAAUCGUUGUGCCAGAUGUUACUUGACUGACGGUUUUGGGUAUUCAAUGGUCUCAAGUUGUCAUCGAGCUUAAAACUACUCGCCAAGAUGAGUCCAGAAGGAAAGACCCUGCUCAACAUUAUUAUCCUGGGCUUGGGAUUCAUGGUGAUAUUCACUGCCUUUGGGACCUGCGGCAAUAUUGAACAAACCGUGAUAAAAAGCUUUAAUAGCACUGAGUUCCAUGGAAGUGGCUACACAAGCAUGGCGAUUAUCUAUGCUGUAUUCUCCGCCUCAAACCUUAUUGCCCCCUCUGUGAUAGCAGUCAUUGGUCCUCAGUUGUCUUUGUUUUUUAGUGGAGUUGUUUACAGUGCUUAUAUUGCUGUGUUCAUUCAUCCUUACACCUCGUCAUUCUACACUUUAUCUGUGUUGCUUGGAAUAGCCGCUGCAGUGCUGUGGACAGCUCAGGGUAACCUGCUCACAAUCAACUCUAAAGACUCCACCAUUGGGAGAAACAGUGGAAUAUUCUGGGCAUUGAUGCAGUUUAGCUUAUUCUUUGGCAAUCUCUACAUAUAUCUUGCCUGGCAUGGUAAAAGUCACAUAACCGACAAAGACCGUCAGACGGUUUUCAUCACACUCACGGUUAUCAGCCUUGUGGGCAACUUCCUCUUUUUCCUGAUCCAGCGACCAGACCCUGAACUGGAACCUUCUGACGACUCUGAGUCACUUCUACCAGCAGACAUCUCUGAUAGUGGCUCAGUGGUUGCAUCACAGAGUCUGGGCUCUCAGGCAUGGAAUGCAUUCAAGAAAUCCAUAGAACUUGCUAUGACCAAAGAGAUGCUUUUGCUCAGCAUAGCCUUUGCAUACUCUGGUCUCGAGCUCACCUUUUACAGUGGAGUGUACGGGACAUGUUUAGGGGCCAUGACUCAAUUUGGAGAGAAUGCCAAAGGUCUCAUUGGACUUUCUGGGAUUUUGAUCGGUGUUGGGGAAAUACUGGGAGGGGGAGUGUUUGGGAUCCUGGAUAAGUGCCACUGCAUUGGCAGAAACCCAGUGGUGUUUCUAGGGCUUGUUACACAUUUUGUGGCAUUCUACCUUAUCUUCCUCAACAUAGCCAGUGAUGCUCCCGUUGCCCCAGAGGAAGGCACACAUAUGCAAGCCUACAUACAACCCAGCGUGCACGUGGCACUGAUAUGCAGUUUCCUGCUGGGUCUGGGUGAUAGUUGCUACAACACUCAGCUCAUCAGCAUUGUGGGUUUCUUGUUCCCGCAAGACAGCGCGCCAGCGUUUGCCGUCUUCAAGUUUGUACAGUCCAUCACAGCUGCCGUGGCCUUCUUCUAUAGCAACUACCUUCUGCUGCAAUGGCAGCUGCUCAUCAUGGUGCUGGUGGGCUUCCUGGGCACAGUGUCUUUCUUUGUGGUGGAGUGGACAGUUAUCCACAGUCGACGGGAUUCGGAUUAUGACAGUAUCUGAG
Xyrauchen texanus (razorback sucker) is the source of this 1610-nucleotide messenger RNA. Its product is annotated as UNC93-like protein MFSD11. NCBI's taxonomy places the organism in Eukaryota, Metazoa, Chordata, Actinopteri, Cypriniformes, Catostomidae. The transcript has 14 exons. The record is from RefSeq and is a predicted model, not a curated record. The coding region runs from base 251 to 1609 and encodes 452 amino acids.